Messenger RNA from Sinocyclocheilus grahami, 868 nucleotides. Its product is annotated as zinc finger protein 36, C3H1 type-like 1. NCBI's taxonomy places the organism in Eukaryota, Metazoa, Chordata, Actinopteri, Cypriniformes, Cyprinidae. The transcript has a single exon. Bases 57 to 461 code for a protein of 134 amino acids. The record is from RefSeq and is a predicted model, not a curated record.
UCAUCCACAACGCAGAGGAGCGCCGCGGACCCCCUCCUCUCUGUGCCUUCAACAAGAUGGAGCGCCCCCGCCUUCAUCAUAGCUACAGUUUUGCCGGUUUCACAAGCUCAGGUGGCUCCCAGGACAGCCCGACCUCUGUCACACCUCCGUCCAUAUUUUCCACCGAAGACGUCAACGAGUGGCCCAGCAACCCUUUCACUUACUCGAGUCAAGAGCUUGCCAACCUGUUUGGGCCCAGUUUAGGUGGCACCACUGUUCCUGAUCUGCCCGGUCAUCAUUCUCCCACCGCACCCUCCUUCUUCAGGCCAAUGUCCGAGUCGCCCCCAAGCCCUCCGGAUUCCCUCUCCGACCAGGAGAGUUACCAGAGCAGCCUGGGCAGCCAGAGCGGAUCCGAGUCACCUGUGCUGGACGCCACACGUCGCCUCCCCAUCUUCAGCAGACUCUCCAUCUCUGAUGAUUAAAACGUGCACUCAGAGAUUCAGGCCUGAGAUAGAGAAAGCACAGAGAGCUGGUGAGAAAGAGAGUCAUUUUCCUCCUAGCAAUCCCUUCCUGUCCUUGCGUUGUUUACAGCGGAGAAGUGGACUAAAGUACAGUGUUCUCGUAGCCACUGAGUCAAAUCAGAAAACCUACUACCCUGUAGCAUCAACCUUGAGCGAAUUCCCAAGCCUCCCUAGACGUCUUUAACAUACCUGACGUAAUGCAAAAACAACAAACUGUUCCCCUCAAGGCCCACUCAAUUGUUGAGGUCUUGAAGUCCUCACUGGAACAUUAAACAAAUCCAUAUUUAGUUCAUAGUGUUCAAACUGAAAAGAGUUUUCUCCUUGUUCAAAGAAUCUACUGAUUAUAGCAACAAUGUACUUUAUAGACC